GGUGGACGUUCGAGCACCCUGGCUUGCCACUCAGGCUGCGAACGUUGCAUGCAUGGGCAAUCACCUUGGUGGACCCGAGCAAGUUGAGGAGAAGCAGCCGAUGGCGAACGCUCCUUCCACGUACGGCAGCUCGAAUUCUGGCGUCCAGACCCGUGACGCGGAGGAAGAAAACUUGCAGCGUGAGCUGCGCGAGCACGUGGAAGCUCGCCGAGUGCGAGGCAUCACGCUGCUGCUCAAGAAAAAACGUGCACUCGCGCUCGACCUCAUGGCGCGCGAGAUGAAGCGUACCAAGUCUGGCCCGCCGACGUACCAGUCGUCCGACUCGCUCUUGAAUCUUCCAUCGACUAGCGUUCAAGGCGCGGACGCCGUCGCGUUGGAUCGUGUUGACGACGACAACGACGACAUCGACCAAGUUUCACAAACUCCAGCCAGCAAGUGGCGCGUGUCCUUCGAAGUCGAACGCACGAGUCGGCUGCUGAUUUACGCCAAGCAAGAGUGGAAGCACGCCCAGCAACUAGCUGUGGAAGCCCAAGUUGGGCACUUCAUCAUUCGGUGCAUGACCCCCAAGGUAGUGCCCGCGGUCAAGAAGGGAUCGUCUGCAAAGAAGGCCGCCGGGGAGUCCAGUGGAAUACCAAAAUGCGCGGUAAACUUGGACGCUCCAGAGCUGGCCUUGCUCGAACUCAUCUACGAGUUCGUUGCCGGCGGGUACGAGCCCGCCCAGAACGCGUUGUAUCGUGCGAUGCUUGAGCUGUACGACGACGACGACAAUGAAGCGACGGCCGACGUGGACCGGAAGGACAUCUUUCUCCGCUUCCUCCUCAAGUACAUCCGCCUUCCCACCAUCAACAAGUUUUCCGUGCACUACCAAAAAAUGGCUCUUGCUAUUGUCCAGCUUCUGUGCGAGAAUCACAACCCUGUGUGGCAGACCAUGAUGCAAGAGCCUUGCGAGGACACCACUGUCCUCGCCGCGAUCAUCCGCAUCAUGGAAGGAACGAAGCCGUCCGACCCGCUCUUCGUCAAGUGCAUGCGAUGUCUCAUCGAAGCCUGCCAAGGCCCUUGUCCUGACAAUCAAGCCUUCGUCGUGACCUCCACCGCGACAACCUUAGUGUGCCAGGUGCUCUUGACAGACCCCACCUCGGCGGAGGCGUUGGACGUGUGGGUGUACCAAACCGCGUCGGAGUUGCUCUUGUCCCUCAUGGAAGGCCGCAGCGACAGCUCCGUGAACGCCGAACUUGCCCAUCUGUUCGACCCAGUCGUUGUCGUCGACAGACUCGUGACGUGUUAUCGCGAGCUGUGUCGAAUCUACGGCGUCGAACUGUCCUUUGAGCGCGACGACAUUCAUCGCCACGUCCUCUAUGUUCGGGCAAUGAGCAUGCUCGUUGUGGCCGUCCGCAUCAUGAGCCUCGAGGCGACGGCAGACCUCGUCUUUGACGAGCACUUGGGUCUGUCGAGUGGCGAGGACGACGACGACAGCGACGACGGCGCGUUUCUCAAGCCAAGCACGUCGAUGAGUUUGCCUGGCCCCGACACGGACAAGCUCGCGAUGCGGAAUCGUAUCCAGCGCGCGGUGCGCAACCUGUCCAAGCAAUCCAAAGAGUCCCACGUGACCCUUUCAUCAGCCAUCAAGAAAGUUGUAAACAUCAAUCGCGCCAUGAAACAGUUUGACCUGCGAUCGGUCCAAGGGUUCCGCACGCAAUGGGACGGCGCGAUCGACGACCGCAACGCACUCGGCCCAAUUCGGUUCUUUCACACGCAGUUGAUAUCGAUCGAACUUGUUGUGCAUGGGACGACCACGACGCUGUACUUUGUCAAGCCCGCGGACGCCAUGUACUUCGACGAGUUGCUCCAGAAUGAACUCCUGGACGCGAUGGACAUCGGCAGCGACAAGGCGAUGGAAGUUUUGUUGUCGGAGACCGCCAAGAGCAUCGACGAAGAGCUCAAGGUGAUCAAGCACCUCCGUCGACACGCCGUGUACGCAUUUCUCGCUCGGUGGCAAACCGAUUUGCGGAAUCGGCUCUUGAGUUUGUGCUUUUACAUCAACUUCGUCAUGCUGCUGCUGUUGAAAUGGGACGGCCCCGAGUCGUUUGUCUUCCUCCAGGUGCUCGGUAUUGCGUACUUGGCCGGCGCGCUCGUCCUGCUCGGGUUCUACGUGACCAAGCAGUUCAAUUUCAAUUACUGCAAGCAGCAGUUGUCGCUCACGAAGCUGCACUUUCGGUCGCCCAAAGCCAUCCGCGACCGGGUUUGGGAGGUGUGGCAGGGUCCGAUUCAAUGUUUCGAAAUUAUUCUGUGGACCGUGUCGCUCAUUGUGUACGUGAACGGUUGGAAUACGUACGGGUCGAUCGCAUGCUGUACCGUGGCGGGGGUCGCGAUGGCGCUGUCGACGCUGCGCGCGAUCCGCGAAACCUCGAACGUGUUCCGGUUCUCCGUCAACUCGGAGUCGUCGUAUGCCGAGUUGAAGGCCAAGCUGGGUAACCGCAUGGUCAAGACCAAGUUUCGGUUUUGGUACAGCGUCUUAUAUGACACGCUCUUCUCCGAGAGCGUGCUGGCGUUCCUGGCGUACUCAACGUGUGGGCUCCUCGGCCUCAUCGCCACCAGCCACCGGUACUUGUACUACGGGUUUCCGCUCCUGGACCUUGUCGCAACCAACGGCGGGUUGCGGUUUGUGGUCAAGGCAAUGACAACCAACACGUCCAAGCUCACCAUCACGGCGGUCUUUGGCGCGGUCGUCAUUUACGUGUUUGCGUUGAACGGGUUCUACUUCUUCCAGACCGAAAUGACCACGGCGAGUGGAACCCACGAGUGCCAUUCGCUCAUGCAGUGCUUUAUGACGCACAUCCACAAUGGUCUCCUCAGCGGCGGCGGCAUCGGCGACUACACGUCCAACAACCCACUCGACUACACGUUGAAAGCGUCGUAUUUUGGCCGCGUGGGCUACGACCUCGGGUUUUACGUCGUGGUCAUCGUUCUCUUGCUCAACUUGAUUCAAGGUAUCAUCAUUGACGCGUUCACGGCGGUGCGUGAAGCGUCCGAGAACAAGUUGGCACUGCAGCGCCAACAGUGCCUCGUCUGUAACCGGUCGCGGACCGUCAUCGAGGCCGACGGGAUGGAGAAGGGGGUGAUGAACUCGUUCGCGCGGCACACCGAGACCAAGCACAACCUGUUCAACUACUUCUUCUUUGUCAAGUACCUCAAGGCCAAGGACGAAACCGAUAUGAACGGAAUGGAGUCGUUUGUGUACGAGAAGAUCAAGACCAAGGACAUGUCGUGGGUCCCUCGCGUGUAGCUGCUGCUCCUUCCUGCGCCGCCAUGCGACCACCGACCAUAACAUCGCUAUGUAAUGCAAUCCCAUUGGCGUUCGCGUUGCAUGCACGUUAGGCGUGUGGCCGACAAGACGA
Aphanomyces invadans is the source of this 3395-nucleotide messenger RNA. RefSeq lists its product as hypothetical. The transcript is spliced from 6 exons. NCBI's taxonomy places the organism in Eukaryota, Oomycota, Saprolegniomycetes, Saprolegniales, Verrucalvaceae. Bases 53 to 3283 code for a protein of 1076 amino acids. Gene Ontology annotation, cellular component: membrane. Gene Ontology annotation, biological process: transmembrane transport; calcium ion transport. The record is from RefSeq and is a predicted model, not a curated record. Gene Ontology annotation, molecular function: monoatomic ion channel activity.